GCCCCGUCCGUCGUGUUCCUCAUCCUCAUAUUAUAUAAACAAAACCCUAAACAAUGGCGAGGUGUCUUCUCGCCCGGCUCUAUCCACCCUUUCUUCAAACCCUAGCCAUCAUGUCACAUCCAUCCAUCCCUCUCCAAUGGUUCCUCUUCUCCUUCUCCUUCUCCUCCCCUCUCGUCGUCGUCGUCGUCAUCGUUGUCGGCCUCCGUUCCGGUGAACCCUCCAGAAAUCUAUGGCGGCUUCUCCAAUUCCUACAACAACAGCGCCAUCCUGGACGAUAAGAAGGUCAUCUUCUUCUGGUCCUUGCACAACACCUCCAUCUCCAUCGCAGCUCAAUCCAAUCGCAGAUCCGGGUACCUCGCCCUUGGCUUCGGCGACUCCAUGAUCAACUCCUUAGUCUACGUUGCCUGGUUUGAUAGCGUUGAUGAAGGACGCAUCUCCAGCUACUGGAUCGAUGGUCGUCUGGGCAAUGGGAUCGCGUUGGUCGGAGGAUCGAUUGAGUUGGGGUAACAUGCAUUUCCUUGCCAGUGAUCGUCCUGUUGAGGUUCUUUUGCUUGGAGGAGUGGUGCUGACGGAGAAUUUUCGCCCAAUUCUGGCGAUUCAUGGACUCCUGAUGUUUGUUUCUUGGGGAUUGUUAAUCCCAUCGGGUAUAUUACUCAAAAGGUACUUGAAGUUUUUGGAUUAUCAUAAAGCCUAUAAAAUGCAUGCUUAUUUUGAGUGCUUGGGAAUAGUUGUGUCCCUGAUUGGAGUUCUUUUUGCGGCAGCAGAGCUCCAUAAUUUCGUUAUUAGCUCUUGGCAUGUUAAAUUUGGUGUGAUUGGAAUGGUAUUGGGGCUCCUGCAGCUAAUAAACUUGUGUGUGAGGCCUAAAAGAGGGGUGAAUGUGGAUACAUUUUUGAAAAAGAGGAUUUUGUUGACAUAUUUUCAUGUUAUUACUGGAAGGUGUGCUGUUGGAGCUGGAGUUAUUGCACUUUUAAGUGGAAUGUAUGGUUUGGGACAGAAGUAUGAUAGUGAAGUAGCUGAACGGCUUACUUGGGGAUUGGUUAUAUGGUUUAUGAUUGUUGCAUGUGUUGUCAUCUAUCUAGAGUACUUGGUAUUGAAGAGAAGGAGAUGGGAGCUGAAUACAUUUGGAAAUAGUUGGUUUUUGGAAGAAGAUGAUGCUGUUGAUUUAUUGCAGCCUAGUGAAGAGGUUAAUAAAUCCGAGUCGGUAAGAGAGGAGGUUCAGCUUGAAUCAAUGAACAGAUAGAUUAUGGUCUUGGUGUUGUGUUAACUCAAUUUCAAGUUGGAGCUUGCUGUUGAUUCUGUCUCAGGGAUCCUCCUUUUAUCUAUGCAUGGGCGGCAUAGCCUACAAUAAUGAGCCAUAACUGCAUACAGUGCAAGAUUGUAGAAUAGCGGCUCUUCAUUAUUUGGCUAAGUACAUGCUCUGUUGUAUAUAACUAUGUAUAUUGCAGUAUUAGUUCUUCUUCUCAAGUGUUAGUUUAAUCAGCUUUAUGAUUUAGAUACUUGUAUUUUCUUGGCAAUUUGAUAAGAAGUUGAUGAUGUCUUAGAGGUGAGCUUUGUGCAAACAUUUGGCUAAUGCAUGAAGAAACAGUCAUGUGAAAUCUUUUAGGAUUACUUUUAAAUUGGUUGAUGAUUUCUCCCCAUCAUUUUAAAAAUGUACUUCUCAUUAAAAAGGUUGUUUAACACUCAAGUUGUCCUCUCAUGUGAUUUAACAUAUAUAAAUUCUCUUUAUAUUGUGUGAGUUUCUUUCUAAUCAGCCCCUGUUUUGGCAUUAAAUGCAUCACCAUCAGAAAUUUCUGUCACACCAUUCACGGGCUAUUCUUUCUGAUUAUUUUUGAAGUUGCAUGAUGUUCCUCAAAUAUUCACUGAAAAAUGAUGGCUGUAGAGAGUUGGCAAUCUUUUGUGGGGCGUGUCAUACUAUAUCUUUUCACUGAUAUUUUUAUAGGCUUCCAUUUAAUCUCUCAGUUGAUUGUAUUCUUUGAAAGAACAAUACAUUAACUUGUAUAAGAUAAUUUUAAUUGAAAAUAGGUAGGAAGUAAAUCAUGAUUCAUGAAGCAUAUGAUCCAUUUUAAUAGGCUAAAACAGUGUUUUAAUUUUUAGAUUGACCAUCAUCUCUAACCAUAUAUGGAUUGUUCAAAGUUGAAUUAGAUAACCAUAUAUGGAUUGAUUUCUUGUUCUUACAUAGGUACAUAAGCAUAAGCUCACAAUAUUUUCAUUAGCUUGAUUUUUCUACCUCUUUUUUUAAGCUUGAUACUUAUGCAAGUGAAUUGCUACAUACUGCUUAAGGUUCAUGUCAGGAUUAAUUUUCCAUAACCAGAUGGAUACUUUCCCAGCUGAUGGUUUUAAGAGCAGUGAUAGCCCGACACUGCUCUAAUUGACAUGUGAGCUAGUUCAGUGUGGUGUUCAUUGGAAUGAGGAAGCCUAGAUUUUAGGGGCUUCUGAAGAUAAUGUUUUAGGCACUAUGGCACAGCAGCUAUUGGAAUAUCGGAACAUGGAUUCCACGCUGGUGAUCGAUUUAAACUCUUAGUCAAUGUGGUGAGAAUUUAGUGAUUGAAAAUGUAAUACUAAGUAUUAUAUGAUCCUUAUUAAUAUUGAAUAGUUUGCAUCAACUGAGCUUUCAAAGAAUGAGAUGGUGAUGCUAUCUUUGUGUGUGUGUGUGUGUGUGUGUGUGUUUGCUUUGUUUAUUUAUUAGGAAACAGUAUGUGAACAAAGAGAUGCCUCUCCUUCCAUCAGUUUUGGUGUUAGAUGUUUGAUCUUGUGGUAAGUAAUUGAAUAUCUCUUUGAUGUUUGCCCUUCACAAAGGGAAGUUUUUAAUGGAUAAUGUGGACGACAAUAGGCAGUGGGUGAUAAGGGAAGACUACACCCAAGUAAAAUCUGGAAGAGUAAACAUUUGCAAUGGAACACUGUUGCAACAGAAUCUAUAGGAGAUGCUUUUAGAAUGAGUUGGUUAAGAGCUUUACUUGAAAGAACCAUAUCAGACCACACUACUGUAAAAUCAAUGGUAGCCCAUCCUUUAUGAUCCAUGUGUCAAGAUAUAGUUUUCCAUCUUCUCAGGCCAUUUUAGUUGAUAUUGCUUCAUUGCAGCAUGUUGUCUUCUGCAUGCUUAUUCCUGUACUUUUUAUCUUUGUUCAUAAAAUUGUUAUUCACCAUCAAAACACUAUUUUUCAUCUCUGUUUAUGUAUGGAACCCUCCUCAAUUUAGUAAGAAAUGUUGAUUAUACAUACAUAUGUACAUAAAUAUAUAAUAUAUACAUACAUCUGACUUUUGUGUACCCACACUAGACUUGAUUGCCAGUAUAAUUACUUUUCUCACAACUAUUUUUCUCUUCUUUGGAAAAAUUGAAACAUUUCGGCCACCACAGUUUUCUUGAAUAUCUACAACUGUCAAUAUUUUGUUGAAUCUUUAAAAUUCAUUUUUAGGUAUUUAAAAUUCAUAUGAUGCUUUUUUAGAAUCUGCUAUUAGUGUUGCAGUUAGGACUCUUUGAUGCCCUGUGAAGUUGGUAUUAGAAAAUGUAGAAUUUGUUUAUUGCUUCAAAUUGAGGUAAGGCAUCCUAGACUCCUAGUCCGUCAGUGAAAGUAGUGCAUU
This is a messenger RNA of Dioscorea cayenensis subsp. rotundata (Guinea yam), 3579 nucleotides long. RefSeq names its product cytochrome b561, DM13 and DOMON domain-containing protein At5g54830-like. Bases 422 to 1240 code for a protein of 272 amino acids. The transcript has 2 exons. Lineage: Eukaryota; Viridiplantae; Streptophyta; Magnoliopsida; Dioscoreales; Dioscoreaceae. The record is from RefSeq and is a predicted model, not a curated record.